Messenger RNA from Xyrauchen texanus (razorback sucker), 5016 nucleotides. RefSeq names its product SAM and SH3 domain-containing protein 1-like. The record is from RefSeq and is a predicted model, not a curated record. NCBI's taxonomy places the organism in Eukaryota, Metazoa, Chordata, Actinopteri, Cypriniformes, Catostomidae. Gene Ontology annotation, molecular function: protein binding. The transcript has 21 exons. Bases 538 to 4119 code for a protein of 1193 amino acids.
UCUCGCACUCGCUUGUUUGAGCGCAGAGCUGAAGCUCUGAUUUCUUGGUUUUCCUAAUUCAUUGGGUUCCCUUCUUAUUUGAGGGUUCGAGCAAUGGAUAACAAACAAACGCACGAAAGAAACGGACCAUCUGGAGAAAGAGUGAGUCUUAUCGUGUUGAGUCGUUGACCAAAACUGAACAGCUGACGGUUAGAAGACUUCAGUCAGCGUAUCUAUAGUGGGACAUAGAUCCCUUACAAGAUGGGGUAUAAUAACACCAUCGAAAUAUAUGAUGAAAUAUAUAGUUUUAGGACGUGAUCUGGAGAGAGAUUGGUAUCAAUUGGUAUCAACCCUCAUGUUGUUGAACCUCUUACUAGUACUGUUGGUAUGGCACAGCAACUUAUUAAGGGUUUCCUUGUUGAAUAACACUGGGAAGUCUUGCUUACUGAGGAUGGAGUAUGACUGAUGAAGUUGCACCACUGAGGAGGACGAGAAGAAUGUAUCAUUUGGACUUGCACUUUGGGAAUAUCCAUUAAUUCUGGAAAUCAUUUGGGAAUAAUGAAUAACGGACCCACUAUUGUCUACGAGUGGUUAAAAACCCUCCAGUUGUGCCAGUAUGUGGAGUCAUUUGUUGAUAAUGGGUAUGAUGACCUGGAGGUGUGCAAACAGAUUGGGGAUCCUGACCUGGAUGCCAUAGGUGUCCUGACCCCACACCACCGGCAAAAGGUACUCCGAGCCGUGCAGAGACUCAAAUAUGAGGACAAGAAGGGGAAACCAGGACUAUAUUUUACUUUAGAGCCCCUUCCUCAUGUCACAGACUCCCACACAUCUCAAAUUAAUGACUGCAAACAGAAUUGCACCAAAUCAUGGGUGAACUCUACCUGGGACAAACCCAGAACUGGUCCAAGGCUUGAACCUGCUAAUGAUAUUAAAGCACUUGACUACCAUAAGAAACCAGUGGUUUAUCCUAAACUCAAGCUGAAGAUCAUGAUAAGGGAUAAAUUGGUGAAGGAUGGGAUUGACUUGAGCAAAAUGCCCUACUCGUGGAAGGAUGGCUCCCUGGGAAACAUUGAGGAUCUGGCCCAAGAGUAUUCCGAAUAUUACAGCACAUCAUACAGUGAAGUGUGCGAGAGAAUGGAAGAGUUACGCAAACGCAGAGUGGCUCAAGAAGCAGAGACGGGAAAGGCUGAAUCAACAACAUCCCUUCAGCUGCGGUUGGAAAUCCAGGAGUCACUGGGGCUGUCUAGUGCCGUGUCCACACCUGAGGUCGAGAGAAGGCAAUCGAUGCAGAAGUCCAGCUCUGAAGACGGAUCGGCAGGACGAUGGGACAGCAGGAAGAAAAACAAAUCUUUCUGGCAAAAUUUCCGUAAGGUGCAGAAAGGGAGUGUUCGAGAGGCACCAAAAGGGGAGGACCUGGGCUUUGUGGCCAGUGAGAUCACCAUGAGUGAUGAGGAGCGUAUUCAGCUGAUGAUGAUGGUGAAAGAGAAGAUGAUCACUGUGGAGGAAGCUUUGGCUCGACUGAAAGAAUACGAGACGCAGAACAAGCAGUCCAGCAGUUCAGACACGCCCAGUCCCUCGAUGUACGAAUCUUCUUUCUGUAACUCAAGAGAACAAUCGGAGGACGAGCUGGAAGACUCUGCCACCUUUCGCCGGCUUCAUAAACUCGUCAAUUCAACUCGACGUGUCAGAAAGAAGCUUAUUAGAAUAGAUGAGGCCAAAAAACAUGGAGCAAAGGACACUAUGAGCCCUGAAGCAUCACCCUCCGGUGAGGAGGCCGUCUCUCUGUACUCUGGGGUGCACAAGCACCUCGCCGUGUCUCAGGGUGAUGGAUUGAGCUCUGUGCUUCAGGAACAGCUCUAUCUGGACAGAGACUCAGACAGUCUGACCACGUCUCCGUCCUCAAGCAGUUUAGACACCUACAGCAGUCACAAGCUCUUCAAGGCCUUCAGUAAGUCCAGUCAUGGUCUGGAGCCCGUCUUAGGACCGGCUGGAGCAGUUUCAGGGCUGGACGCGGGCAGCGGUUCCUCCUUCUCUGAGGUGGACGGAGACGUGGAGUCCAGGAUGUCUCGAUCGGUAACGGACAGCGAGAUGAGACGAGCCCUGAGCCCCUCAAACUACCAUGGAAGGACCUGUAGUUUUGGUGGAUUCGAUCUCACAAAGCGAUCUGUGUACAUGGGCAACAGCAGCUGUGACCCCACAAAUGAGAAUGUAAAUAUCAGCAUGAGAGAUGCGUCUAGAUCCCCCACACCAUCUCGUAUCUCACUGGGGAAGAAGGUGAAAUCCGUUAAAGAGACUAUGAGGAAACGCAUAUCCAAGAAAUAUAAUUCCUCGCCAUCCGAGCAGUCAAGCCCCAGCAGAGUUCCCAGCAGCCCACAGUCUCCUCACACGGACACAGACUCUCUGGAGAAACCCAAACUCAAAGCCGGAGGAUCAGUGGAGAGUUUGAGGAGUUCACUCAGUGGACAGAGCUCCAUGAGCGGUCAGACAGUCAGCACCACAGAUUCCUCCACCAGUAACAGAGAGAGCGUGAAAUCAGAAGACGGCGAUGAAGACGAGCUGCCGUACAGAGGACCGUUCUGCGGUCGAGCUCUCGUACAUACAGACUUCAUUCCCAGCCCAUAUGACACAGACUCCCUCAAACUCAAGAGAGGAGAUUUGAUUGACAUCAUCAGUAAGCCACCCAUGGGCACCUGGAUGGGGCUGCUGAAUAACAAGGUGGGAACCUUUAAGUUCAUUUACGUGGAUGUGCUGAACGAAGAAGAGAAACCCAAACGCAUGAAGAAGAGGAGGAAGAGUCGUCCUCCUAAACCCACAUCCGUAGAGGAGCUCCUGGAACGCAUCGAUCUUAAAGAGCACAUGCCCACAUUCCUGUUUAACGGCUAUGAAGAUCUGGACACGUUUAAACUGCUGGAGGAAGAAGAUCUAGAUGAGCUGAACAUCAGAGACCCGCAGCACAGAGCAGUGCUGCUCACCGCCGUCGAACUUCUGCAAGAGUGUGACAGCAACAGUGACCCAGAACGUGAAGGAACAUCAGAUGGUUCCCAAGAGAGGCUUCUGUCUGUGGUUCACGCCCUGCCGGGCGACUCUCCUCGCGACUCCGGCUGUUAUGAGAGCAACGAGAACCUGGAGAACGGCAAAGCCAAAAAGAUGACUCAUUUAAGCAGGUCGUCAUCAGGCUUUGAGUCCAGUCACCUGCCCUCCCCUGAGUAUCCUACCCCAACCCUUCAUUCCUGCAGAUCCACCCCAAAAACUACACCAGAUCUUCAGUUGCUCCCACUUCCACUGCAAAUUGACUCCAUGAAGAAUGUUAAUCUAGGAACGAGCCACUACAUGUUCAGAGGAAGACCCCUCAGCCGUAGUUGCGGUGCCCUGGAUAGGCUGUCAACUCAGACAGAGCUUUUGAAGUGUUGCUUCUCCCUAGAGGAACUUCGCCUGCAAAAACAUGCUGAAGAAACGCAGCCGUGCAGUGCAGAUGAACUCAGAAACACUCCUGAAAUGGUGUCCGACAUUAUUGAGGACAUUCUAAGUCAAGCAAGUAGUCAAGAGAAUCCUGUAUCACCUAAAGAGUCUCAAGAGUUUGGAACUGCAGCUCAACCAUCUUCUGCCAUCAUUGACUCCAACAUUUCAGAGGACUAUGAAGAGGUGUCUGUAGAUGUAGAAGAGGGACUCUUAGAAGAUCUUUCUCCAUGCACGCAACGCAUUAAACCACCAGUUCCUCCGAAACCUCUUCCAUUGCCGUUAUUAAAGAGCAGGUACGCUGGUAUUGGUAGUCAGGAUGUUUUUAUAAAUGCAUCCAAGCCAGAGAGGUCAAUAUCUGGCUUUGAAGUUCAAAGGACCUCCAAGCCACUCAUGUACAGGCCUGCAAAGAAAGCUCAGACUGAGAAAAUGGCCAACCUGGAAACUUUGGUGGAGGAGAAGUUGUUCUCUGAUGGCAUUGACAUCACAGAAGUACCAUAUUCUGACAAGCAUGGACACUACGGAGUGCCAUUCUCUCUUGUCCAGAGGUACUCUGAGGAUCUCGACAAACCUCUGGGUGACAUUGCCAUUCUAAUCGAUCGGACAAGAGUCCAACAACUUCUAAAGCAGCAUCGUAUAGCAAUCCCAUUGAGAGGGUUGUCAGAGAUAUGUGUGAUCCCUUAAGCACAUCUGGACCGUGUCAAACUGGACUCCAGGACUCGGUUGCAACAAUAUAGUUGACUUUGAAUGUGUGCGCAUUGAUUUCAUUCGGAUAUAUAAAGGAAAUGAAUGAAAACUGACUUGCAUCAGAAUGACCAAACAGCAAUACUGUCUCAAAAGACUCCCCAAGUGGAUUGUUGCGUGCCUCUUAUUUGCAUUUAUCGAACCCUUUUGCCUAUUAAGAUUUGUUGAGGGUCAAUCUCUGUGGGUUCCUGUUUAGUACUCUGUCCUUUAGCACGUUAGAAACUGAAGUAGUUUGACUCGUUAAAUUAGUGACUGUAUUUUCAAUUAAGUCAAUGAUUCAAAAAGUGAUUUCUGUUGAGUAAGUUAUUGCAUUCAUUGCAACAUCUAGAGCGACUUGAAGGCACCAAUUUGACUAAUCCUAUGACUAUGAAGGAACUGGUAGCAUCCUUAGAAAGCAUUAAUGUUGCCUUAUUAAAUGUAAAGGUAUAAUAGUAGCUUUUUGUUUAUGGCAAAACAAUGGAUCAUAUUGAAAGCCUUAAGACUUAAUAUAGAAGUAGUCAAAAUACUGAUUUUGGUUUUCCAAAGUUGCCUUUAAUAUAAAGAAUUCUGCAGUUUUGGAGAGUAAAAAAACUUUUCUUUCUGUAUUUUGCAAUGUCUGAUAUUUUGCUUGGCAAUGUACCAAUUGAUUUCACAAAAAUAUUUAUUUAAUUCUGUAAUAUGGCUAUUAUUUGAUGAUUUUGCUUGUAACAAUUAUCAGUAACUAUUUUAAUUCAUUUAAAAUCAUCGUGUUUUGAGGUUAAGAACUGAGGUUAACGCAGGUUGUGAGAAUGAACUGUACUGUAAAAGUUUGUUAAUGGCUUUUCAGUGACAAAUGUGUUUUAAAUAUUAAUAAAGUCA